Molecule: messenger RNA, 3390 nt
Organism: Balaenoptera acutorostrata (minke whale)
Lineage: Eukaryota; Metazoa; Chordata; Mammalia; Artiodactyla; Balaenopteridae
Gene: NHLRC1
Product: NHL repeat containing E3 ubiquitin protein ligase 1
Exons: 4
Coding region: 1233-2579 (448 amino acids)
Biological process (GO): negative regulation of translation; protein polyubiquitination; proteasome-mediated ubiquitin-dependent protein catabolic process
Molecular function (GO): ubiquitin protein ligase activity; translation repressor activity; protein binding
Source: RefSeq, a predicted model, not a curated record
CUUAGGGCUGGAUUCAUGUCUGUUCAUUAUGAAAGUUUAGAUUCAAAACUUUUCAGUUUUUCAUUAAAAAUCACAUUUUGUUAAAUCAGACAUUCCUCUCUUACCGCACUACCUAAUAUUUAAAUGAUUUAGAUUGUUUAGCUCAUGUUAAUAGGAUGGCGUGUAUUAUAAAAAUUAUUUCAUUGUGUGUUUAUGAAAAUUUCAGAAACUUUGAAAUCUCCAGCUUCUCAUUUUCAAUCAUACAUCUCCAGCUCAUUUUUCUGUGUGUGCUCAAAACCUUCGAGCCUGCACCACUUUCCCCUCCCCACCAAAUCCCUCACCCCUGAAGCCAAGCACGUGGGGCACGAGUUAUGAAAUUAGAUAGGUGGUCAGAGUGGGUGCUGGAAGACCAGGUGCCCUUAGGGGAGAGCAAAGCUGGAGACCAGAACCCAGGUUGGGUCCAAGGAACCACACAGGUGAUGGAGAUCUGCCUGUUAAGGAGGUGCCCGGAGGCUGCCUGAAACUCAAAACUCACCAACCCAGGAGGGAUUCAGACCUCAGGGCUUGUUCUAGGUGGAAGGAGGAAGAGAUGGUCGUGCUAUUCCAGGACCCUCUAAGUAAGAAGUAUUGGAGGGAAGCACAGAGGAAAUCCAUGGAGACUUCGCCGUGGAGGAGGGACGAUUCUUCAUAGGAAAUUCAGAAUGUUAGAAUUCGUCUGGUUUACCUCGCUAAACGCCGCCAGCCUCUUGGUGCAGUACUAGUGGUUGCCGCACGGGGACAGCACAGGAUCAAGAAGAAGAAGGCAGGCUACUCACCAAGCAGAGCUCCUCUCUACUGAGAAUCACGCUCACUGGCAAGACGUCGCUGAGGGGUGGGGUAGAAGCUCCGUCACAGCAGUGAGUUGGGGGUCUUUGGAUUCGUUUUAAAACAAUGUUGGAGCAGAGACAAGUUAGAAGCACAUCAAGCAUCAGUGAAAUCCGUAUGAAAAGCAUCUUGAGAAGUCAGAUCAUAAGCACCGUGAGCUCUGAGACCAGGUUUCAUGCCUGGCCAGCCCCAGGCCCCAGCACCCAGCGCUGCCGACGGGAAACUGCAGGGCACUCUGCUGGGUACCAGGGAGCAACCCGCUUGUCCUCAAUAUGUAUGUUUCCUCAAGUGUAAAUUGAAGAUAAUCCAUCCAUGACCGUUGUGAAGAUUACAGGUCUGACCACGCGCUGUGGAUACAGCUUGUCAAUGUCCACUGUCAGGCCCUCAGGAUGCAGUGCCCGCCAGGGGGCAGCAGGUCUCGGCCGAGCGGCCGGCCGCCGCCGACGUCAGGACCAGCGCCCCGCCCCGUGACCGUGACCCUGGGCGGCGCGGGGGCAGCGUACAGCUCCGCAGGCUGCCGGCGCGGCGGGAGCGCUUCAGGCCGCGCGAUGGGUGCCGGGGCCUCCGGGAGCGGGCCGGCGCUGCGGGAGCUGGUGCGCGAGGCCGAGAUCAGCCUGCUCGAGUGCAAGGUGUGCUUUGAGCGGUUCGGCCACCGCCAGCAGCGGCGCCCGCGCAACCUGCCCUGCGGCCACGUGGUCUGCCUGGCCUGCGUGGCCGCCCUGGCGCACCCGCGGACGCUGGCCCUCGAGUGCCCCUUCUGCCGGCGAGCCUGCAGGGGCUGCGACACCAGCGACUGCCUGCCGGUGCUGCACCUCCUGGAGCUCCUGGGCUCUGCGCUGCGCCCGGCCCCAGCCGCCCCCCGCGCCGCCUCCUCCGCCCCCGGGGUCCUCACCUGCCACCACGCCUUCGGAGGCUGGGGGACCCUGGUCAACCCCACUGGGCUGGCGCUGUGUCCUAAGACGGGGCGAGUCGUGGUGGUGCACGACGGCAGGAGGCGUGUCAAGAUCUUUGACGCUGGGGGAGGAUGUGCCCAUCAGUUUGGAGAGAAGGGGGACGCUGCUCAGGACAUUAGGUACCCACUUGACGUCACCGUCACCAACGACUGCCAUGUGGUUGUCACCGACGCCGGCGACCGCUCCAUCAAAGUGUUUGACUUCUUUGGCCAGAUCAAGCUUGUCAUCGGAGGCCAGUUCUCCUUGCCUUGGGGUGUGGAGACCACCCCUCAGAAUGGGGUCAUGGUAACUGAUGCGGAGGCGGGGUCCCUGCACCUCCUGGAAGUCGACUUUCCAGAAGGGGUCCUCCGGAGAACUGAACGGUUGCAAACUCACCUGUGCUAUCCCCGGGGGGUGGCGGUGUCCUGGCUCACCGGGGCCAUUGCGAUCCUAGAGCACCCCCUGGCUGUGGGGACCGGGGCCUGCAGCACCACGGUGAAGGUGUUCAGCGCAAGUAUGCAGCUCAUCGGCCAGGUGGAUGCCUUUGGGCUGAGCCUCUUUUUCCCCUCCAAAAUAACCGCCUCCGCUGUGACCUUUGAUCACCAGGGGAACGUGAUUGUUGCCGAUACUUCUAGUCAGGCUGUCCUAUGCUUAGGAAAACCUGAGGAAUUUCCAGUACUGAAGCCCAUCAUCACCCACGGUCUUUCCCAUCCUGUGGCACUGACCUUCACCAAGGAAAAUUCUCUUCUUGUGCUGGACAGUGCAGCCCAUUCUGUAAAAGUCUAUAAGGUUGACUGGGGGUGAUGGUGGGAGUCUUGGGGCCUGGCAUCAGAAGCCCUGGAGCUGCCACUGCUGAAUUGUUGAACCCUGGAUAAAUUACUUAAUCUCAUCUGUUCAACAGAGAUAAUUAUAAGUGCCUGGUAGACUUACAAAGGUUGGGACAAUUAUUAAAGAAUAAUAAUUAAAUCUACGAUUUAUGGAUUAUGUACUCCCUGUGCUAAGAAAUUUGCUAAUAUUAGCUCCUUUAAUCCUUAUAAUUACCCAAUUUCUAUUAUGAAUCCCAUUUUAGAGAUGAGAAAACUGAGACCCAGAGAGCUUAAGUGAUUUACACAAGGUCACAUUUACUUACUAUGACGGUCACAAAUGGAGCUCAGUUCUGACUCCAAAACCCCUUGCUCUUAAAAAAGAUAACAGAUGUGGAAAAAUAUAUGUGGGUGUAUAUUGUUGCUAUGUGUACUCUAUUUACAGGUAGCUAUUUAGUUAGAUGCACAGAGAAAGGAGACUUUAUAGAGUUCAAGAGAAAAAGGAUUUUGUGGUGGACAUCAGUUUAGUUCAACUUGCAGUUCCUUUGGUGGCUCAUUAGAUGGAGUUACUGUGGAUCCUGAGUUACUUGAAUAAGAAAAACAAUUGAAAUUGCUUAUUCAAAAGGUCAACGCGUCUCUUAGUACCUGUAUCUCCUCCGCUGUAGGUACUCAGGAAAUACUACUUGGUUGGUUGAGAAAGGCUUGUGUUGACGUAAGUUCUAAACUCCUGCGGAACGCUCUACCCCUAUACUCUGUGUUAGAGGGCUGGAUGAUAUUUCUGUUCAUGUUAAUAAAGAGAGAAGUCACCACAA